Messenger RNA from Brassicogethes aeneus, 1417 nucleotides. Lineage: Eukaryota; Metazoa; Arthropoda; Insecta; Coleoptera; Nitidulidae. The record is from the annotation of a GenBank genome assembly.
CAGUGACGUAUCGAACAUCGUAGAGCUCUGUGCACGAAUGCUAGAUCGAAAAAAAACGCGCAAAAGUCGUAUUUUUCGUGUGACAUGUCUUGAAUUUGAGGAUUUAUGAUGUGAUUAGGUGUUUAAAUGAGGUGAAAUCAAAAAAUAGGUAUGUUACAAAAUAAAAAAUGUAACGUCGAAAAGAGAUGUUUUCCUUCACCAAAUUACUUAUUAUGGUUCUGCAAUUCUGGACUAUCAAAUCAAAGUAUAUAGAAACAGUAACCAUAAGCGAUUGCGAAUCCUGCAGACUUCUAUUAACUUGUCGAGGUCUUAGUGCUGUUAUCGCGAUUUUGGAAGUCAAUUUUACACCAUACAACAUUGAAAAACAAACGGAAUUGACCACUUUUUGGAGUAAAGAAGAUGAUUACCCUCUUCGUCCAAUACAUCCUAGGGACGUUUUAAAUUAUCGAUGUUCUGGAAUGAACCAUUGCAGUUUUGAGCUAACCCAUGAUUGUCCAGAUUCAAAAAACUGGGGUCCAGGGAAUUUAACAGUAAAAUAUGCUUGUAUAUCAGAACGGGUGAUAACAAAAUACUGCAACAGUGUCAUCAAUUUGCCAAGCCCAAACAGUAGCGGGAUAUCGCAAGGAUUCAUCCAUAAUCCUGGAUAUCCGCUGUAUUACUCUGGAAAGGAGUGCCAAUGGAAGAUAAAAGCCCCGCCUAGUCAAAAGAUACAACUGUCUAUCAUCGAUUUAUCGCUUCACUCCAACCCUACCGACAGUGACUGUUCGGAUUACCUCGAAAUCCAAGACGAUACCCAAGUGGUAUACACCUCGUGCGUACAAGAGCACCCACCCAUAGUAUUAACUUCAUUUACAGAAGACUUUACCAUAGUGCUAAAAUCGCAAAAUGACUUCAACCCUCGCAGAGGAUUUUUCAUACACUACAGUGCCUUGGGGUGCCCCAUGCCGGAACUGCCCGAAGACGGUUACCUUGUUUACAGAAACGACACCGCUGCGGUGUUCCACUGCUGCGUGGGGUUUCAUUUUCCUGAUACAGGUGCUCGCAGGAAGGUGAUUUCCUGCGAAGGCGACCGCUGGAACGAGACACUGCCUUUGAUGAAUUGCGAAAGAGAUAUUCUUUCUAAUAUUCCUACCAAAAGUGUUACAUAUAAGGAAGAAAUGGCCUCAGAUUUAAUUGCCCCAACUUUGCUUAUAUUGGCUUUAUUCAUUGUGAAUGGAAUAGUGCUUUUUUACAUAUACACAGUGAAAAAAAGAAGUGCCAUAGAAGUUAAGGAGGAAGAACUAGGAACUUUAACAUUGAGCACCAGUACCCAUUCAAAUAGAUGAUUAUUAAAAGUAAUAAUAUUUAAACUAAAAAGUAUUUAAAGAUGUUUAUUGCAUAAUAUUUAUUGCCAUAGGAACCCAUAGUCAUUAACCAA